Molecule: messenger RNA, 345 nt
Organism: Thlaspi arvense
Lineage: Eukaryota; Viridiplantae; Streptophyta; Magnoliopsida; Brassicales; Brassicaceae
Source: the annotation of a GenBank genome assembly
AUGGCUGCUCAAAUCCCCAUAGGGACACGAGGAACUAUCGGAUCGCUUGUGCGUAAAGAAAUCGACUACUUCAAAAACUUCAGUACAUGUCCCCAUUUUGAUACACGGAGAGUCAUUUCUGAAGAAAAGAAGAACAGUUUCCAGCGAAGAGAUCACUCAUCACGGCUGAGUUCUUGGUUUUCUAGAACAAAUUGGAGAAAGAAGAAGCGGCAGAGCAGUGGUGGCGGUGGCGGUGGCAGGUUUUUGUCGAGUAUGUGCUCGGCGGUGGAGGUUGCAGGAGAGAAUCGGGUUCCGGGUUUCAACUAUAGGAUCUUGAAGAGUGACGAGGAUGGCUUGCAUGUGUAG